Molecule: messenger RNA, 1734 nt
Organism: Lolium rigidum
Lineage: Eukaryota; Viridiplantae; Streptophyta; Magnoliopsida; Poales; Poaceae
Product: histone-lysine N-methyltransferase, H3 lysine-9 specific SUVH5-like
Exons: 2
Coding region: 1-1734 (577 amino acids)
Cellular component (GO): nucleus
Molecular function (GO): protein binding; zinc ion binding; histone methyltransferase activity
Source: RefSeq, a predicted model, not a curated record
AUGCCGGCGGGGUUUACAGAUCGCGCUGCUUGUGAUGGCACACGACGAGCGACGGUGGCUGGGAUUACCAAUGGGUACGAUGGUGCAUAUGCAGUGAGUAGCCGCAAACCAGCUGAUGAUUCCGCGGCAGUUGGUGGUGGCGCUACCCGCAAGCGGCGCAAGGCCAUCGUGCCAUGGAGGUUCCAUAUCGGCUACAAGAGGCAGCCAUGGACGUCACAGGGUAAUGGAUCUCAAUCUCAUGGACCUCCUAGAACAGAUGGUCCCAGCAGGCAAUGCGCUCCGGAAGCUACUGCACCUAACCAAAAAUCUGUCAGUGUUGCCAUUGCCACCAGGAAGCGAUCCACACUGAAAAGGGUUCAGACAGGAACCGCUGCGCCUGUACACUGCAAGAAGAGAGUGAACAAGGGUCCAGCUGAUAGUCACCAAGCAAUGCCAAAGAGCAAAAUCGCCUAUAUCAGCAGAAAAAAUGCCUUGGCUUCUCUGCAGGAGUUCCGGCUCAUCUACAGAAGCUUCAAGUUUCUGUUUCAGGACCAACCCACCUACAGACCGGAUGACUACGAGGCUCUAUGGGUCUUCAGAGACAGGUACUCUGUCAAAAGAUACGACGGCAGGAGGUACGUGGGCAGGGUGCCGGGAGUCGAGGUCGGCGACGUGUUUGAUUCCGACGCGGAGCUUCACCUCACCGGUCUCCACCGUUCGCGGGACUCGCACGUCGACUACAUCGUCAGCAAGGAAGGCGACAUGAUGGCAUAUCAGGCCGUUAGCAUUGUCUCAUCAUACGGGCAGCAUUCUCACGACGAGAACAACAAUCUGGAUCUCCUGCAGCAUGUUGGAUCCGUGGCCAUCACGGCUGGUCAUCAGAUGGGAGGCAUAGAACAACUUGCACUGAAGCAGAACAUGGAUACAGGUACAAGAGAAAACCCUGUAUCUGCCAUUAACCUCAAAUCAAACGAGUACCCAAUGUCGUUUCUGUACAUCUCGCGCAUACGGUACCACGACCCAAAUGACCGUCCAGAUCCUCCAUCAGGCUGUGAUUGCAUUGGUGGAUGCUCGGACUCACAAGAGUGCGCGUGUGCGGUAAAAAAUGGAGGGGAGAUCCCUUUCAACGAUGAUGGUCUCAUCCUAGAGGAAAAACCUCUUAUCUAUGAGUGUGGACCUUCAUGCAAGUGCCCACCAACUUGUCACAAUAGAGUCAGCCAACAUAGAAUCAAGUUUCGCCUCCAAGUCUUCAAGACAGAACUGAUGGGUUGGGGAGUCAGGAGCCUUGAUUUUAUACCCAAGGGAAGCUUUGUGUGUGAAUACGUGGGAGAAUUGCUGGACAACAAAGAUGCCCAGGAGAGGGCAAAUGAUGAGUACCUGUUCAUUACUGGAGACAAAUAUUUCGAUGUACCACGCUGGGAGGGCAUAUCGGAGACCAUCGUCCCCUCGCUUCGGAAUCGUCAUGGAGAAGAUGACGCAAAGGUCUUUUCUGUUGAUGCACUGACCUGGAGCAACCUUGCAAGGUUCAUCAACCACAGCUGCAACCCCAACCUUUUUACGCAAAAUGUCCUUUACGAUCACGAUGAUGUCCGUAUGCCUCACAUCAUGCUUUUCGCGUGUGGUAAUAUUCCUCCGCUACAACCCUUGUCAUUUGACUACAAUUAUGACAAGGAUGGAGUUCAUGACUCCCAAGGACACAUCAAGAAGAAGCAAUGCUUAUGUGGGUCUCGUAAGUGCAAGGGACGGUUGUACUAG